AUGGAAAGUGGAAGCUCGCCGGCAAGGAAGAUAAUACUGGUGGCUGAACCAACCCGGGAAUCGGCAGGUGCACUUGAAUAUGCAAUUUCUCAUGUAGUUCUUGAAAAUGAUGAGCUUAUACUUCUUCAUAUCGAAAAUCCGAAUUCAUGGAGAAAUACAUUUUCUUUCCUGAAAAAGUCUAGUUUUCCUUCUACCUCUAAAUUCUUGGAGGAACACAUUCACAACAAUGAAGGAACCGAUAUAGAUUUUCUUGAGGUAAUGAAGCAGGUAUGUGAGCUUGCUCAGCCUAAAAUCCGUAUCCGGGUCGAAAAUAUACCAAUGGAUACCAACAAAGACAAAGGCAAUGCUAUUCUGGGUGCAUGCAACAUAUUAGGCGGUGAUCUCAUCAUCAUCGGGCAAAAACGGAGUCUUUCGACUGCAUUGUUAGGAUAUAAGAGAUCGGGGAGUUCAGGGAUGAAAGGGAUAGACACAGCAGAGUAUUUGAUAGAGAACAGCAAGUGUACCUGCGUCGGAGUGCAGAAAAAGGGCCAAAAUGCAGGCUAUCUUCUGAAUUCAAAAACCCACAAAAAUUUCUGGCUUCUAGCUUAAUCAUCAUCUCCUUUUUUGGUUGGUGCAGUCAAUGAAGAUCAUGAUUGAUCAUUUCUUUGUUUAAAUGGCAAAUUCAGAUCAAUUCAUUGACAGAUUGCAAUACACAAUAGACUUUUGAUUUCUUGCAUUUGGUUGUAGAAGAGGUUCAUUCGUCUUUUAUGUAGAAAUUUGCAAUGUAAUCUGAUUACAACAAGGUAAUCUGAAAAAUUGCAUUUAAAAAAAUGUAUCAUGGAAAAAAAACUAGAAAUGACAUACUUCUCGACUCGACAUACUACGGCAGUCUUUUUUU
This is a messenger RNA of Mercurialis annua (annual mercury), 877 nucleotides long. RefSeq lists its product as uncharacterized. The record is from RefSeq and is a predicted model, not a curated record. Lineage: Eukaryota; Viridiplantae; Streptophyta; Magnoliopsida; Malpighiales; Euphorbiaceae. Bases 1 to 588 code for a protein of 195 amino acids. The transcript has 2 exons.